Molecule: messenger RNA, 2608 nt
Organism: Colius striatus (speckled mousebird)
Lineage: Eukaryota; Metazoa; Chordata; Aves; Coliiformes; Coliidae
Gene: TK2
Product: thymidine kinase 2
Exons: 10
Coding region: 97-825 (242 amino acids)
Biological process (GO): nucleobase-containing compound metabolic process
Cellular component (GO): mitochondrion; cytoplasm
Molecular function (GO): ATP binding; deoxynucleoside kinase activity
Source: RefSeq, a predicted model, not a curated record
UGUUUUCAUAGGGGUCUGGCAAUACCUGGCACUGCGGGCAGUUGUUUAAUGUAGACAGUUUUGAGGGAUAAAGCGUCUAAAUUGCUUGUCGUGGAGAUGUCCUCAAGUCUUCAUCCUUCCUCAGCUUUGCAGCCAGGCAUACAAAAUAAACAUCUGAUAAAGGAAGAUGAUAGAAAGACAGUUAUAUGUGUCGAGGGGAACAUUGCAAGUGGAAAAACGACAUGCCUGGAAUAUUUUGCACAAACUACCAGCAUCGAGGUUUUGACAGAACCAGUGACUAAGUGGAGGAAUGUUCGUGGUCAUAAUAUCCUGGGCUUAAUGUACCAAGAUGCGUCAAGAUGGGGGAUAACAUUACAGACUUACGUGCAGCUUACAAUGUUGGAGCAGCACACCAGACCAAUGAUUUCCCCUGUAAGGAUGAUGGAGCGCUCCAUUCACAGUGCAAAAUACAUUUUUGUAGAAAACUUGUAUCGAAGUGGAAAAAUGCCAGAGGUGGAUUACGUUGUCCUAACUGAAUGGUUUGACUGGAUCCAGAACCACACGGAUGUUUCUGUUGACUUGAUAGUUUAUCUGCAGACUUCUCCUGAAGUUUGUUAUGAGAGGUUAAAGAGAAGAUGUAGAGAAGAGGAAAAGAUCAUUCCUCUGGAAUAUUUAGAAGCUAUUCAUCAGCUCUACGAAGACUGGCUCGUUAAACAUACACUUUUUGAAGUUUCCUGCCCAGUGCUUGUUAUUGGAGCUGACCAUGACAUGCAGAAAAUGAUAGAAAAGUAUGAAGAAAGCCGGGACCAAAUACUAAAUCCAUAUAAUAGGCAACACCAUUUGUAGAAGUCUGUGGUAGUUGUAUUUUAAAAAAUGUGUAUAUGAAGUCUGGUGCAAUUUUCAGUGUUUUUAAUAUUUCUAAAUAUAUCAGGUUUUGCUUUUGAUUUAUGCUUUGGAGAAUGUUGUGAACUAACUGCUAUGAAAAGUGUAGAUACAAGUCAUAAACAGAUUAUAAGCUAAUUCCCUUUGAUGUUUUUAGGUUCUCCCAUCUGUUUUACCGUGUCAGUUCUGUUCAGCUGUUUGAGCUGUUUCCCAUUUCACUGCUCCUUCCUAUAAGCACCUAAGCUCUUUUUCCCCAACCCCAAGACAACCCUAUUUUUGUAAUUUGAAAGAAAUAGGUGGGAUGUCUUUUUUAUUAUUAUUCAAGGAAGCACAUGAAGUGCAUCAAGUUAAGGUAGCUUUGUUAAAUAAGUCUUAUGAGGUGGAAAGAGGGAGGGGUCUUACUCCAGUCCUACCUACUUUAGCAUAGUCCCACUGCAUUCAGUGGCAAAAUCCACACCAUUGGUAAGUGAUUGCAUAAUGGCUCUGAGGCUUUUUUAAAGUAGGUUUUUAAAAGGGCUUAUUUCUCUGUAGUGUUUGUGAACUCACUGGCCCUGCCAUGGCUGAGUUGAGUACUAAUGAAAAUACAGGGUACACAGAGCUGCAUUUGUUGUUCUUUUAAAAUGGUUAUUAAAAAAAAACCAUUUGGAUUUUUCAAUUGUACUUUUUUUCUUUUUUAAUAAAGAAAGCCAAAGAUUGUUCUUUGGGUAUAUAUCUUGAAUGGUUUAUUGUGACUUGUAGGUACUUGGAGAGUAGAGAAAAAUAGCAGGGGUUUAAUUCUUACAGUUAGCUGAAGUGUUGAGUUUCCCUGAAUUAGUACUUUUCCCUUCUUUUGUUUGAAGUUUGAAGUUUUGUGGUAGCUGGUUUUGUGGUGUGCCUAAAGUCACUGCAUUGACAGGACCACAUGGUUUUCCAAGUCAGGAAAUGCAGUUUGUUUCUUGUUCCUUCAAUCUGGUGGGAUUUUUUAAAUCAAUACAACUUCACAACCAUCAGUGUACUGAGAGAUCAUUUCAAGUACUUAGUAUUCUGAAUCUUGUGAACCCAGUAUCGCCAUUCUGCUGCUUUGUUGUAAUUCUUCAGAAUUCUAGCUUAAAAAUAAGGUUUUAUGUGUUAAUUACCUUCCUUACUGAAGUUUACUUGUAGAGGGGUAGUAGUCAUACAUGAAACCUGUUAAACUUUCAAAAUGUCUUCUGUUAAGAGACCAAAAUAACUAUUUUUGGGGAAAUAGUUAUACAAAUUUGAAGUUCAAUCAUCUAUAGUUUGUUCUUAAUUCUAAUUUCAUUAUGGUUGUAGAAGCCAGGGAUGUAUAAUUUACACACAGUCCAGAAAAGAUAUGUUUGUACAGAGAGUCUUGUAGUACAAAGAAUGUCACUGUUAUUUUUCAGCUUUUGAAAGGUAUGCUUUUUUUUUGUCAGAUCCUGCCAACCCUUGAUAUACCAAAACAGUAGUUUAGAUAGAGGUUAUUGAUAGUCAUAAUUACAAUGGAAUAUAAAGGAAUCAUUUAUAUAGCUUAUUUAUUAAAAAAUAAAGAUGUGAUGGCUACAGAGAACAUGUUUAUUUUAGGUUUUGCUAUGUUAGUAAUUUUCAUGUAUAUAUUUUUCAUAUACAGGAGGGUUGGGGUAUUUAAUGAAAACUAAGGAACAAACCCAAACUGGUUAUGUGUCAAAAGUGAAAAAUGUUUGCACUCUGCUAUAGAUGUGUAGAUAAUACUGCAAUCAUCAUAAAUAACUGCUUAUAAACCUGGAAAUGA